Molecule: messenger RNA, 624 nt
Organism: Naegleria fowleri
Lineage: Eukaryota; Heterolobosea; Eutetramitea; Acrasida; Naegleriidae
Exons: 1
Coding region: 1-624 (207 amino acids)
Biological process (GO): intracellular protein transmembrane transport; positive regulation of D-glucose transmembrane transport; positive regulation of protein targeting to membrane
Cellular component (GO): plasma membrane
Molecular function (GO): calcium ion binding; calcium-dependent phospholipid binding
Source: RefSeq, a predicted model, not a curated record
AUGGAUCGGAGCUCAUCGUCCACCGAUGCAUAUGUGAUAGUUAAAUUUGGGCCGGAGUAUCAAUUCAGAACACCUGUUUGUAGGAAAACUUUAAAUCCUACUUGGAAUAUUGAUGCUUGGAGAUUUGAAGUACCAAAUAACGAUUACUUACAAGAAAAUGUGAUACAAUUUAAAGUUAUUGAUUAUGAUGUUGUAACACAAGAUGAUGUGAUCGGAACAGUAAUUGUAGAUACUAAUUUAUUAGCGCUAAACCAAGUUACUCAGUGCAGUGGAUGGCUCCCAAUUUUUGAUUCAAUUAGAGGCGUUUGUGGCGAGCUGAAUGUAAAUAUUAAGAUUGAUUUUAUUCAAAAUAUCAAUCCAUAUAGAGAUAGCUCGCCUGAGGUGCAGUUUUUCUCUUGCCCAAGUAUUUAUCCUCUUAUGGAAUACACUCAAUACUCUUUGAGGAUAGGAGAUCUCGUAGAAGAGCUUCUCAUUGACGAUGACCCUGAAUAUGACUCAUGGAAAGACCUUAUAAGAAGCAGUAGAACAUCAAAUGACGAGAGACAGUUAUUAUUAUAUGAGUUAUCUGGAAGAUUAAAAAGAAGAAUUGGAAAAAGGUUUUUGAAGCAGGAGACAAUAUUGUAA